This is a messenger RNA of Carlito syrichta (Philippine tarsier), 1132 nucleotides long. It is a transcript of the gene PEX16, whose product is annotated as peroxisomal biogenesis factor 16. NCBI's taxonomy places the organism in Eukaryota, Metazoa, Chordata, Mammalia, Primates, Tarsiidae. Gene Ontology annotation, biological process: peroxisome organization. The transcript is spliced from 13 exons. The record is from RefSeq and is a predicted model, not a curated record. Gene Ontology annotation, cellular component: peroxisomal membrane. Bases 1 to 1008 code for a protein of 335 amino acids.
AUGGAGAAGGUCAGGCUUUGGGGGUUGGCCCACGAGAAGUAUGUGACUCGACACCCGGCCGCCACGGCCCAGCUGGAGACGGCAGUACGAGGCCUCAGUUACCUGCUGGCAGGUCGAUUCGCCGAUUCGCACGAGCUGUCAGAGCUGGUGUACUCUGCCUCUAACCUGCUGGUGCUGCUCAAUGACGGAAUCCUACGAAAGGAACUUCGGAAAAAAUUGCCUGUGUCACUGUCCCAGCAGAAGCUGCUGACAUGGCUGAGCGUGCUGGAGUGCGUGGAAGUGUUCAUGGAGAUGGGGGCCGCCAAGGUGUGGGGCGAAGUGGGCCGCUGGCUCGUCAUCGCCCUCAUCCAGCUGGCCAAGGCUGUGCUGCGGAUGUUCCUGCUGCUCUGGUUCAAGGCUGGCCUCCAGACCUCACCCCCCAUCGUCCCGCUGGACAGAGAGACCCAAGCACAGCCCCCGGAUGCUGACCACAGCCCUGGCGGCCUGGAGCAGUCAUACGUGGGGAAGCGGUCAAACCGAGUGGUGCGAACCCUCCAGAACACUCCGUCCCUGCACUCCAGGCACUGGGGAGCGCCCCAGAGGGAGGGACGGCAGCCGCAGCCCCAUGAGGAGCUGAGCGUCACUCCUACACCCCUGGGGCUGCAGGAGACAAUCGCAGAGUCCUUGUACAUCGCGCGGCCUCUGCUGCACUUGCUCAGCCUGGGCCUGUGGGGUCAGCGGUCGUGGAAGCCCUGGCUCCUGUCUGGUGUUGUGGAUGUGACCAGCCUUAGCCUCCUGAGCGACAGGAAGGGCCUGACCCGGAGGGAGCGGCUGGAGCUGCGGCGCCGGACCAUCCUGCUUCUCUACUACUUGCUGCGCUCCCCAUUCUAUGACCGCUUUUCCGAGGCCAGGAUUCUCUUCCUGCUCCAACUGCUGGCCGACCACGUCCCCGGCAUCGGCCUGGUCACAAGACCGCUCAUGGAUUACUUGCCCACCUGGCAGAAAAUUUAUUUCUACAGUUGGGGCUGACAGACCUUCCGGGAGCGGGGCUUUGGGAGGGGCAGGACGGCAGGCUCUGCUGUGCUUGGCAGGGGUGCUUCAGCCCAUCAGACCCCUGGGCCCCUCCUCCCUAAUAAAACUGACUCUGGCAGAG